AUGAUAUACCCUUCAAGACAUGGGAUGCGAAUACAUCGUCAAUGGUUCUAUUUUCGCAUACAUCGGAAAAAGGAUCAAAGUUGGGUUGGAGUUCAUGCUGAAUCUGCAUAUGAUAAAUUUGAACAGAAAAAGUUGGAGAUUUCUUCUCAGAAUCCAACUAUUCCAGGAGAGGACGAAGCUGAUAGUCAACCAACUAAUGAAAUGCCACCUGAUUUGGAUAUAUGGGUAGAGUCGGUUGGAAAGAAGAAAGGGAAUAUGGUAUUUGGUCUUGGAACCGCAUCUAAGACUUUGGUUUCUGUAUCAAAGAAACCCUCAAGUCUUUCAAGUGACUCUCAAGAGGUUGAUGUUUUGAGAAGUCAAGUCCAUGCCUUAAAUGCAUCGUUGCAAAGACAAGAACAAGAGAAGAUGGUGAUGAGGCAACAAUUGCAUCGACAAGAAGAAAAGAUGGCCGAAGCGAAUAAUAAAAUUUCAUUUUUAAUGAAUCAUUUAGGAUUUGUUGGGUCUUCUUCUCAUCCACCACAACCCACUAAUGAAAGUGAUCACGCAAAUGAAGAUGUCGUUGAUGAAACAGAUGAAGAAGACCUUAGUAAUGAAUUUUGA
Vicia villosa (hairy vetch) is the source of this 600-nucleotide messenger RNA. RefSeq lists its product as uncharacterized. Bases 1 to 600 code for a protein of 199 amino acids. The record is from RefSeq and is a predicted model, not a curated record. The transcript has 2 exons. NCBI's taxonomy places the organism in Eukaryota, Viridiplantae, Streptophyta, Magnoliopsida, Fabales, Fabaceae.